Molecule: messenger RNA, 3122 nt
Organism: Lepus europaeus (European hare)
Lineage: Eukaryota; Metazoa; Chordata; Mammalia; Lagomorpha; Leporidae
Gene: PGGHG
Product: protein-glucosylgalactosylhydroxylysine glucosidase
Exons: 14
Coding region: 122-2197 (691 amino acids)
Biological process (GO): carbohydrate metabolic process
Molecular function (GO): catalytic activity
Source: RefSeq, a predicted model, not a curated record
GCCUUCCUGGUCCUGGUCUUGCACCCUCCUGCCCGCCGCGGGGCCUUCCUCCCGGCCCAGGCAUCCAGGGGGAGCCGGGGACAGAGGCUCCCGCUGCGGCCCUGCCGCGGGAGACCCCUCCAUGGAGGCUGCAGGGGUGGACCCUGCGGUGUUCACCGCCCACGCACUGCCCAGUGACCCCCGGCUCUGGGCCACUGUGACCAACGCAUACCUGGGCACACGCGUGUAUCACGGGACCAUACAUGUGAGCGGUGUGUACAACGGGGCCCGGGGAGACACACACCGGGCCGCUCUGCCCAGCCCACUCAGCGUCCGACUGGAGGCCCCUGCGGGCUCAGUAGAGCCGCUAACUGAGACGUUUGUGCUGGACACCAACACAGGCUCCUUCCAGCACACCCUGGAGGGCCCCAGCUCCCGGGCUUCCCAGCGCAUCUAUGCCCACCGCACACUGCCUCACGUCCUGGCCGUCAGCGUGUCCCUCACCCGCCUGGCCACGGGGCACCGGCCCAUCACCAUGCUGCUGCAGUCGGCUUUCUCCCCAGAAAGCCCUGACCUGGACCUGCAGCUGGGUCCUGACUUCAAAGGAGCCCGGUACUUGCAUGGCCACACGCUGACACCUGAGCAGCCCGGGGGUGUGCGGCAGGAGGUGCACAUGCUGUGGACACCAGUGCCCCCGGCCCUGACCCUGGGGGAAGGCGAGGAGGACAGGACCUGGGAAUUCCUGACUGUGGUGGGCAGCAGCCAGGCCGAGGCCCAGGCCUGCUUCACUGAGGCCCUGCAGCUGCAGGCCAGGGGCGCACUAUACCCGGCCCAUGCACAGGCCUGGGCCCAGCUGUGGGCAGGCUGUGGCCUGGACGUGGUGGGGCCCCUGCGCCUGCGACAGGCCCUGCGCGGCUCUCUCUACUACCUGCUCAGUGCCCUGCCCCAGCCGGGGGCCACCGGCUAUGUCUGCCAUGGCCUCAGUCCCGGGGGCCUCUCCAACGGGAGCCGGGAGGAGUGCUACUGGGGCCACGUCUUCUGGGACCAGGAUCUCUGGAUGUUCCCGAAUAUCCUGGUGUUCCACCCGGAGGCCGCCAGGGCCAUCCUGGAAUACCGCAUCCGGACGCUGGACGGGGCCUUGGAGAACGCCCGGAGCUUGGGCUACGAGGGGGCCAAGUUUGCCUGGGAGAGUGCGGGCUCCGGCCUGGAGGUCUGCCCGGAGGAGGUGUACGGGGCCCAGGAGCUCCACAUCAAUGGGGCCGUGCUGUUGGCCUUCGAGCUGUACUACAACGCCACCCAGGACCUGCAGCUCUUCCGAGAGGCUGGUGGCUGGGACGUGGUCAGUGCUGUGGCUGACUUUUGGUGCAGCCGCGUGGAAUGGAGCCCCAAGGAGAAGAAGUACCACCUGAGGGGGGUCAUGCCCCCGGACGAGUACCACGCAGGGGUCGACAACUCCGUGUACACCAACGCCCUGCUCCAGAGCAGCCUACGCUUUGCUGCUGCCCUGGCCCAGGACCUGGGCCUGCCCGUCCCCGACCGGUGGCUGGAGGUGGCCGAUGGGAUCAAGGUGCCCUUUGACCCAGAGCGGAACUUCCACCCUGAGUUCGAUGGGUAUGAGCCUGGAGAGGAGGUGAAGCAGGCGGACGUGGUGCUGCUGGGGUACCCGGUCCCCUUCCCCCUUCCCCCUGACGUGCGCAGGAGAAACCUGGAGAUCUAUGAGGCUGCAACAUCCUCCCAGGGCCCGGCCAUGACCUGGAGCAUGUUUGCUGUGGGCUGGAUGGAGCUGAAGGAUCUGGCGCGGGCACAGGGCCUCCUGGACAGGAGCUUUGCCAACAUCACCGAGCCCUUCAAGGUGUGGACAGAGAACGCAGAUGGGUCAGGAGCCGUGAACUUCCUGACGGGCAUGGGCGGCUUCCUGCAGGCUUUGCUCUUUGGGUGUACGGGGUUCAGGGUCACCAUAGCAGGCCUGAUCUUCGACCCCGUGUGCCUGGCGGACAUCUCCAGAAUGUGUGUCUCUGGCAUCUCCCACCAGGGGAGCAAGAUCAAUUUCUCCUUCUCCCAGGACUGCGUGACAGUCGAGGUCACAGCCCGCACGGGGCCUGAGGCGCCCCCGCUGGAGGUUGAGCUGUGGCCAUCACGGUCUCGGCUGCCCCUGCCAACAGGACACAAGGUCUCCUUUCCACGCUCAGCUGGCCGGAUACAGAGGUCCCCCCCGUAGCUGCCUGGAAGAACGUCUCAAGGACCCUGACCCACAGCUCCAGACCCUCCGUCCCUCACCCUGGAACCUGCCCCGAGCAACCAGGACUCUCCUGGGCCCUCCGGCCACGCCCUCUGCACCUGCACCUUCUCCACCCCUCCCAGCUGCCCAGCAACCAGGCCACCAGGCUCACAGCAUGUGUGACCUCAAGUGCCAGGCUCUCUGUCUCCAACCUGAUCCCCUCUGAGCCCCCACUCCUGCACCGGGCGUCCCCCUCUCCAGGGCCAUUGGCCCAGCACCAGCCCACGCACCCUGUGGCACCCCUUCUUGCUCACUCCCCUGGGGUGCCUAGCACUGCCCUCUGACCUCUCGCUCCUGGACUCUGGUGCCGUGGGCACAGUCAACAGUGCACCGUGUGCAGCUGUGCUGAGAUGGGUAUGGGCAGGGAACUCGGGCACCCGAGGGGCUCAGGACUCACAGCUGCAGCUUUGCCAGAAAGACCUGGUGCCGUGCCCUGGUGCUUGCCACAGCAUGGGCCCUGGGCCACUCCUGAGCCUGGGUCCUUAGAUCAGGUUGGACGCCUCCUGCUCAGUGGUGUGGGCGGGGUGGUCCGUCCUCGACCUCACGCUUUGAGAGAGCACCACCGGAGGAGCCAGAGCCAAAUAGCCAUGGGUCAAGGCCACAGCCUUGGACCCCUAUGCCCUGGACAGGCAACCCACAUCCAGACACUGUCCAGCUCCUGUUCCUGGGACCUCAGGCCCUGGGAUGGAGUCCUGGUGGCUUCGCAAGAAUGAGGUGCCAUGGUGCGAGCACCGGAAUCCGGGGAGGACCACGCCAUCUGCUCCAGGUCACCCCAGGGGUUAGUGCUUUGGUGUCCAUGUGGGAAUCCUGGGGCAGACCCUGCCCUUGGCACAAGUGGGCCUGGGAGAUUAAAGGUUGGUGCUGG